AUGUCGACCAGCGGCAACGCGCUCUUGCUUAAAAAGCAGCUGCUAGAGUUGCGCAAAAAUCCAGUGGAUGGCUUUAGUGCAGGGUUGAAGGACGACAGCAAUCCCUUCGAGUGGGAUAUUAUGAUCAUUGGUCCUAUGGACACAUUGUAUGAAGGAGGCUUCCUGCGUGCUGAACUGAGUUUUCCUCAUGAAUACCCUCUGCUCCCACCAAAAAUGAAGUUCAAGACGCCCAUGUGGCACCCUAACAUCUACGAGGAUGGUACCGUGUGUAUAUCGAUCUUGCACGCACCUGGCCAGGAUGAAUUUGGGUAUGAAGAUGCAAGUGAGCGCUGGCUCCCUGUACAUACGGUUGAGUCUAUUCUCGUCUCGGUCAUUAGUCUGCUGAGCUCAGACACGCCCAAUACUGACUCGCCGGCUAAUAUUGAUGCUGCUAAGCAGGUUCGAGAGGACAUUGUCGGCUAUCGCAAAAAAGUUCGCCGCCUCGUCCGACAGUCCAGUGAGGAGGCUUUUGACUAA
Molecule: messenger RNA, 516 nt
Organism: Malassezia globosa CBS 7966
Lineage: Eukaryota; Fungi; Basidiomycota; Malasseziomycetes; Malasseziales; Malasseziaceae
Exons: 8
Coding region: 1-516 (171 amino acids)
Biological process (GO): ubiquitin-dependent protein catabolic process; protein polyubiquitination
Molecular function (GO): ubiquitin conjugating enzyme activity
Source: RefSeq, a predicted model, not a curated record